AUGGCAAAGCACGCCCCCCUCGGCCUCGCGGCCCUCGUCCUCCUCGCCACAUCCCUCCUCUUCCUCUGGUUUAUCAUUCUCUCGGGCAUUAGCAACACCACGCCCUUCAACAAGACCUAUUUCCUCCGCGCCGACACAAGCGACAUCACCGGCGCCCGCGACGUCACCCAGUGGACCUUUUUCUACAUCUGCGGUGCCGGAAACAAGGACUGCAGCGGUGCUCGCCCUGCGCCCUCCAUCGGCCGCGCCUGGAGCCCGAACCCCUCCGGUGCACCGGACUCGCUGGUUGGCGGCAGCGAUGGUGAUCGAACCUCGGGCAAGUACUUUUUGCUCUGGCGCUUCGGAUGGGUGUUUAUCCUCAUCACCCUCUUCUUUGAGACGGUCGCCUUCUUUGCUGGUUUCCUCGCUUGCUGCGGCCGUCUUGGCGCUGCCAUCUCAGGAUGCUUCUCGACCCUGGCUCUGCUGUGCUCCUCAGUUGCCAUGUCCCUGAUGACUGCCACCUUUGUCAAGGCCCGUGAUGCCUUCAAGUCUGAUGGACGCUCCGCCUCCCUCGGCAGGUACGCCUUUGGCUUUGGCUGGGCCUCCUGGGCGGCUCUCUUCCUCGCCACCGUGCUCUUCUUCCUGGGCCUGCGCGGUGACAAGUCGUCGUCCAGCGGAGGCUACAGCGGCCGCACCUGGCGACGAAACCGCAGUGUCCGCAGCACCACGGGCUACGAUGGCCGCCGCGUCAAGGACGACUACUCUUAG
Messenger RNA from Fusarium keratoplasticum, 747 nucleotides. RefSeq lists its product as uncharacterized. The coding region runs from base 1 to 747 and encodes 248 amino acids. Gene Ontology annotation, cellular component: plasma membrane; cell cortex; membrane raft. Lineage: Eukaryota; Fungi; Ascomycota; Sordariomycetes; Hypocreales; Nectriaceae. The record is from RefSeq and is a predicted model, not a curated record. The transcript has 3 exons. Gene Ontology annotation, biological process: septin cytoskeleton organization; endocytosis; cortical actin cytoskeleton organization.